UCUCCCAUAUUUCCAAUAUGCUCCGUUUGCUUGAUCUCUAAAUUAAGUGAUAUUCUCUAAAUGCUAUAUAAUGGGGAUUUUAAAUUAAAUUAUUUAGAGAAUAUCAAACUUUAAAAUGGGCACUAGAUUAUGUUUGUGCACCGUUUUUCAGUUACUCCCUUGAUUCUAACUUCUGGAAUAAAUUGGAUCCCAACAACUAUAUCCAUCCUCUCAGAAGUUUGACUUGUACAUGCCACUUUGGUUUGGCCUAAAAUAAUUUAUCUUACUUUUAAAGGUAUGUCAUGCAUAUGCCUACCUGGUUACCAAUUAACCUCAAACAAAGGCAGAUUUUCCAUCACUUGCAAAAAAUGUCCUGAAUUAUCUCCAGCUGUAACACAAGAUGGAUGGAACUGUAUUAAAUGUUCCUCAAGUGCUGUUAUGGAUAAUAAUGGGAAAUGUCAAUGUCCAACAGGACAGGUUCUAGUGGAAAAGACUGUUUCUGGGAUACCUUUAACUGAAGCAAAAUGUGUUACCUGCAUUAUUAGCCAGCCUUUUUUUUCCACCCCAGAUGCUUCAGGAAACCAAUGCAUCAGAUGUCAUGAAACAUUCAUUAAUACCACACAAUCGUGUGACUGUCAGUCGAAUAUUUUGACUGGAGGAUUAUGCUUUCUUCAUCAACCUAAAGACUUGACCUCCUCAGUGGUUACAGAUGUUGUCUAUGAGCAAGGUUUCAAAGUUUCAUCUGCUUGGUUUGCCGCUCAUUUGAAAGCAUCAGCUAUUGCAUGCCUGAGAUUUGCAAAUCUUACUGCCUGUCAGGCAGUAGGGAAUAUGUGUGUCAUGAUCAUGAAUUCAAAGGACAUGGCAACAACUCCUAAUGAUGCUUGUACCCUUUAUCACACAAUAUUUAAGGAGACAAUAAGCUUAGGAAAUACCCAUUCAGUAUCUUCUUGGCGAAGGAAUCUGCCCUGGUUAUACUUUGAUAUUCAGUAUGGGUUUGGAUCUAGACUUAGCGAUCAAGAACCAUUUCAAACAAUAUUUCAUUUUAGCUCCACUAAACAUAUGGAAUUACAAUUUAUCCUUGCCAAAUAUGAUGCUCGUGGUUAUUUUCUUAAAUGGGAAAAAGUAACUGGAGGUACUUUGCAGUUGUGUCCUGAUACCAUAUCGAAGCUGAAUGCUGCUUAUAUUUUUGGAACCACAUAUCAACAAAGUUGUACACUUCCUGUUUCGAAACUUUUAUCCACAUAUGGUGAAACUUACUUUUAUGACAUUUACCUACUUUACAAAGGGGAGGAUGGUGAGGAUAAACUAAGAGCUAUCGCAGUUCGUAAUUUAAAUCUUCAAUAUAAUGGAAAAUUCGUAAAUCGAGAUGACAUGAUAAAUAGUUGGUAUUUAACCAGGCGUAUUUUCUUGGUGGAUACUCUAAGUGGUCGUGAAAGGAACAUAGAUAGCCAGCCAAGAGUGAUUAGAGUUGCUAGCCACUUAAGAAUCAGUGUAAUUCUUAUGCCCGAUACUCCACAAGGAAAGAUCUUUCCUCCUGUUAUAACAAUCUCUUACACAGAUGUGAAGAUACAAAAUCCAGAUCAACAAACUAUUUCAAUAUCUUUUUCUGUUGAAUAUCAAAUGGACUUGACUACAGCAUUUCAAAAUACGAAGAUUGCACUUGGUUUCUUGGCAGGCUUAUCAGCUUUAUAUUCAGUGGUAAAGACAGCCAGUUGGAAAAGACGAGUUGGAUCUCCGUUGAUUGAUAUUCCAACUGUUUUGAAGUUCAUACUGGUUUAUUUGGGAGACCUGGCAAACACCUUCUUUAUUGUGACAUUUGGAACGGGCCUUUACUGGCUUAUAUUUUUUAAGGGUCAAAGGGUUCUUUUUGUUUUUCUACCAACACCAAGUCAAGAGACCCACUUUAUUUAUUCUGUGGCGAGCGCAUUUUCAUUGAAGUUUCUUCAGCUAUUACACAAACUAGGAAACCAGUUAGCUGUCGACAUCUUUUUUAUUGACUGGGAGAGACCCAAAGGCAAGAUCAUCAAAUCUAUUGCAGGUGGAAGUGAUGUAAUAACUGCACCAGCUCCUGUGAGCAUCUGGAGAACAUAUUUUGUUGCAAAUGAAUGGAAUAAUAUUCAGACUAUCAGAAAAAUUAGUCCUGUUUUCCAAAUUCUUGCUGUUGUUUUUCUUUUGGAAGUUGUUGGUUUUGCAAAUCUAGCUACAAUGGAUCCUUAUACUAAAAUGAAUAACAUUUCCGAAAGCAAUGUUACACCACCCAGCCGUAUUCUGAGAUAUGGUGUAGCUACAACUGUUUGGCUAUCUGUCGGUCUUAUUCAGAUAAUUUUCUGCACAAGUUUUUAUGGACGAUUUGUGGAAGAUAGAAUAAGUCAGUUUAUUGAUGUCUGCUCAGUCAGUAAUAUAUCUGUUAUUAUUCUGUCACACAGAUGCUUUGGAUACUAUAUCCAUGGGAGGUCUGUACAUGGCCAUGCUGACACUAACAUGGAAGAAAUGGACCUUAAUCUGAAGAGAGAAGCGGAAAAUCUUUGUGGUCAAAGAGGCUUGGUUCCCAACACAGAAAUUGAGACAUUUCAAAUAUCCAUCACAAGCAAAGUCAGGGAGCAAUAUGACAAGAUUCAAGAAGCAGUAAAUUUGACCAGAACACCUGGCCACCUAGCGAAUAAUUCUGAGUAUGUUGUGGAACUUAGAAUGAAGGCUUAUAAUAUCACAAAUAGAUUUCUUGAAUCAUUCAUUGAUCACGCUCUUCAAGACAUGGAUUAUAUUGUACAAGAUAAGCUGUUACUAGAAAGAAUAAUUGGGAUGGAACUGCAUGAACCACUGGACAAGACGAUUUUUUAUAAUGAUGAAAACUAUUCAUUCACUGAUGUGCUAUACUAUGGCAAUGAAGGAACACUUCUUAUUUUUGAUACAUUGUUCUUCUGUAUUGUGGAUUUAGCCACUCAGAAUUUUAUUUUUGCUUCCUUUCUAACUUACAUACAACAAAAGGUUUUUCAGUUCAUUCGAAAUGCAAUGGGACGCAAGAACUUGGCUAAGAAAGCAUUGAUUGAUGAAAGGUUCCUUCUCUGA
Hypanus sabinus (Atlantic stingray) is the source of this 3045-nucleotide messenger RNA. RefSeq names its product transmembrane protein 67 (gene tmem67). Lineage: Eukaryota; Metazoa; Chordata; Chondrichthyes; Myliobatiformes; Dasyatidae. Gene Ontology annotation, biological process: cilium assembly. Gene Ontology annotation, cellular component: MKS complex; ciliary transition zone. The record is from RefSeq and is a predicted model, not a curated record. Bases 277 to 3045 code for a protein of 922 amino acids. The transcript has 27 exons.